Malaya genurostris is the source of this 342-nucleotide messenger RNA. RefSeq names its product ataxin-8. The record is from RefSeq and is a predicted model, not a curated record. The annotation marks the transcript as partial. NCBI's taxonomy places the organism in Eukaryota, Metazoa, Arthropoda, Insecta, Diptera, Culicidae. The transcript has a single exon.
CAACAACAACAACAACAACAACAGCAACAACAACAACAACAACAACAACAACAACAACAACAACAACAACAACAACAACAACAACAACAACAACAACAACAACAACAACAACAACAACAACAACAACAACAACAACAACAACAACAACAACAACAACAACAACAACAACAACAACAACAACAACAACAACAACAACAACAACAACAACAACAACAACAACAACAACAACAACAACAACAACAACAACAACAACAACAACAACAACAACAACAACAACAACAACAACAACAACAACAACAACAACAACAACAACAACAACAACAACAACAACAACAACAACAA